GGUUGAGGAAAAAUAUUUCCAGACCUCAUAGUAAGAUAAUAAUACGUAUAUCUAGCCAGACCAGAGGUUAUAUAGUAAUAAGAAGAAGAAUUGAACCACAGUGACGAAAGUUUAUUUUCAUAGUUUUUAAUGUGAAAAUUUAAAUAUUAUUUACUGAAACCGUGCAACUAUUUUACAAUAAUCAUGUCAACACCCGGAAAUGCUAUGGAUUCUCUUAGUGCGGCUUUGAAGUGUAACAUAAUUCCAAAUCAAGAGUACCUUUUACAGGGUUCAGUGCUGGAUCAAUAUGUUGAAGUUCUAUUACAUCGUUUAAGGGGUUUAUGUGACAACGUUGAUAGUGGCCCGGAGACAUUUCAUGAUCACGAACUAUGUUUUUCCUUACGAAUAAAUACAGGAGGUACCAACGCGAUGCCAAUGUCUGUAUUUUCCCUAAGAGUUCGUAGAGCAUUAGAUGUAAACGAUACACCAUUUCAAUUACGAUAUAUUGGACAGCAAGAGCUAGGAGAUAAAAAUAGACCAACAGUAGUUAGAUCAAGUAUUGACAUGGCUUGCAGUUCUACAAUAAUAGACUUUUUAACUGAACUUGGUUGUAGACUUGAUUUUGAAUAUAUUGCAAGAGGAUAUAUGUUUAGGAAAGGGAGAAUGAAAAUUACAGUUUCUAAAAUUUUUAAAAUGGGUGGAAGUAAGCCUGGUGAAAGUGUUGAACCUAUUUCUCAAAGUUACUUGGUUGAACUUUCUGUUUUGGCACCAUCUGGACAAGAUGCUAUUGGUGAAGAUAUGAGAAUAUUUGCUGAACAGCUACGACCUUUAGUACAAUUAGAAAAAAUUGAUUACAAAAGACUGGGAAAUAUUAUGUAAUUUUUUUAUGUUUUCAUAUAUGUAGUUUAUAAGAAAGAUAAUAAAUAAGCUUAAACUCUUCAUGUGUUGUGUAAUCUUUUUAUCAGUAUUAAUCUGAAUUAGAAAGAAUUAAAUUUUAUCAAAGUAUUGCACUUAUUGUCUUUAUUUAUGAUUUAUUAUAUGAGAAAUAUUGACCUUCCCUAUUCAGUGAUCCAUUUUUUAAUUUGUAUUUCAUUUCAAUAUAUUUAUCUUUUCUGUUUUGGGUCCCUUGCAUAGAUUUUCAGUUUUUAUGUCCAUAAAGUAUUGUAACGGUGGUUAUAUGAAAUAUUUAAUCUUUUUAUACAUGGAUAACAGAACAUUUUUAUAAAUUUUGAAAAUCAUUGGGCACAUGUAAUUUCAUCCUUUUUAUGUUAUUUACCACAAAAUAACCUCUAACCUCUGUGGUUUACUACGCAAUUAUAUUUAAAAAAGUGGUAGUUGACGUUGUUCUUACAAAUAUAUAGAAUAAACCUUUUGCCAGUUAAUUAUAUACAUUUUAUUAUCCUAGCUAGCUUUGAAUUCAAAAUAUAAUUUUGGAUGUUCAUGAAUCGUUAGUGGAGGAAUGUAUGUUUAGAACAUAUUCUGAUUAAAGUAUGCGCAUUUGACACGUCCAGAAGAAAUUCGCAAUACAUUCAUAAUGUGUCUCAAAUUUUAUACCACCUGGUGAUUUUUUGUCUGUUAGAUAAAUAUGAAAUUCUCAAAAUGUUAAGUUUAUUCUGUUAUGGAUUGUUGUGUUCUCGUUUGCCAGAUUUUUACCUUGUUUACAAGUAGAUCUUAGUAUGGUUGUUAUAACAACUAGGAAUAAAAAAAAGAUAAUUUUGCUGGU
Molecule: messenger RNA, 1702 nt
Organism: Diorhabda sublineata
Lineage: Eukaryota; Metazoa; Arthropoda; Insecta; Coleoptera; Chrysomelidae
Gene: MED18
Product: mediator of RNA polymerase II transcription subunit 18
Exons: 1
Coding region: 184-858 (224 amino acids)
Biological process (GO): termination of RNA polymerase II transcription; regulation of transcription by RNA polymerase II
Cellular component (GO): core mediator complex; mediator complex
Molecular function (GO): transcription coregulator activity
Source: RefSeq, a predicted model, not a curated record